Molecule: messenger RNA, 1641 nt
Organism: Suillus bovinus
Lineage: Eukaryota; Fungi; Basidiomycota; Agaricomycetes; Boletales; Suillaceae
Exons: 6
Coding region: 1-1641 (546 amino acids)
Molecular function (GO): protein binding
Source: RefSeq, a predicted model, not a curated record
AUGGCACAGCGGGGACGGCAAAGGACCAAUCCCGAUCUUUCUGCAACACAUUCAACGACGGUGUCGACGCUUCUCUUCGCGCCAGUGGACGACGAUGACAACGAUACCAUGAGCUCGCUCUCACUUCAUGAUGAUUCCCGUUCGACAGCACAGCAGCUUAAUAGCAACACUGAUAGUACCCAUUCACCAUACAUACAUACAACCCACCAGGCGAUAGCUUCAACGUCCACGUUCAACGUUGGUGUACAACCUACAUCUGUCGCGAACGCUCCAGCUGCGAGCUCAACAUCAACUCAAACAAUGCCUGGUACACCUCGCGCCGCCGCUUCUCGAAGACCUUCUUCUUUACGCCACACCUCCACCGCGGUUCCCGCUGAAUCUAUCUCCUCCUCCAAACGGCGUGCCUCUUCUCCUUCUGCCAAGGAAGGUAAAUACUCUUCAAAAACCCAACCGCGCAUUCGCGCUACCCCACGUCUGCCACACUCCGACGAUCCCCCUGCACCUGCAACCGCGCCCUACUGGUCACAAGCUCCAAUUCAUGGUAUGCUCCCCAUGCGUGCGUUUAGGGCUCAUACGGUCACCCUUGUAGACCAUGUUGCCUGGUUGUUCGGAGGAUGUGAUGAUAAAGGCUGUUGGAAGGAUGUGUACUGUUUUGAUACCGAUACAAUGCACUGGUCACAUCCUGACACCAUCGGUGACGUUCCACCACCUUGCCGCGCCCAUACUGCUACUCUUGUCGACCGUAAAAUCGUGAUUUUCGGUGGGGGCCAAGGCCCAGUGUACUACGACAGUACAUAUAUAUUUGACACUACUACGCGUUCCUGGUUCUGUCCCUUGUUUCCUCACUCCCAAUCCCCGUCGCAGAACCCCGAAACGAAGUCUGAAUUGCUCUCUCCCGCAGUGCAAUCACAGAAUCCUCCAGAUAGGCCCCUUCACCCAGCACCGCGUCGUGCCCAUACCGCUGUACUCUAUAAUGGCAAGAUCUACAUCUUUGGGGGAGGAAAUGGCCUCACAGCCCUCAACGAUUUAUGGGCGCUUGAUGUCUCUCGGUUAGAUCCUACUUCACAAUCUACGUACUCAUACGGUGGUGGCUCCUUUGGCGGCUCGGGCGCAAGCGGCGGGCUUCGUUGGUCCCUCGUCGAAACGCAGGGUGAGCCGCCCGUACCAAGAGGAUACCACACUGCCAAUUUAGUAGGGAAUGUUAUGAUUGUGGUCGGAGGGAGCGAUGGGAGAGAAUGUUUUUCAGAUGUAUGGUGUUUACGCCUUGUCCUGAUUGUUAAGCUUGUUUUCCCGACAGAUUCUCUCGUUUGGACCCGUCUUAAUCUCCCUCUCUCUCCCCGACGGCUUUCGCAUACCUCUACGCAAGUUGGAAGCUGCCUUUUCAUUGUGGGCGGACACGACGGCGGGGCGUAUAAAGACGAAGUUGUUUUGUUUAACCUUGUGAACCUCCAAUACGAACCACGAAUAGUGAAAGGGAAACCCCCUUCCGCGCGCGGAUACCAUGCGACGAUCCUUGCAGAUAGCAGAUUGUUUGUUUUUGGAGGGUUCAAUGGUCACGAGGUUUUCGACGAUGUUCAUAUCCUUGAUCUUGCAGGUGCUGCAUAUUUACCACAGGUGAUGAGCUUCCGGGUUGAUGUGUAG